Molecule: messenger RNA, 1643 nt
Organism: Ictidomys tridecemlineatus (thirteen-lined ground squirrel)
Lineage: Eukaryota; Metazoa; Chordata; Mammalia; Rodentia; Sciuridae
Source: RefSeq, a predicted model, not a curated record
UAUCUUAUUGCAGCCAUUGGGUGGCCUCAACCUUGCCUAUUUUCUUUUUCAGUUUCAGAGAAAUCCCUGCUCUCUGAGGAACUUCUAAUUCCUUUUGAGUAUGUGUGAUCUGAAAGUCAUCAGAUAGACACCACCACUCCAAAGGACUUACUGCUCCUGUGAUGAGCUACAUCUAACACUAACAUGUACUGGAAAUGGAUCAUAGUAAUCAUGUUGCUGGCCCUCAUGAAUAUCUUGCUCUAUGAGAAAAUCUACCAGGGUGAAUAUAAGCAUUUUGAGAUGGAAAAGACAGAAAUCCUUCAGCAGACAGUUCAGGAACAAAUCAACUCUGAAAUCAGUAACCACCUGAAAGUCUUCAGGGAGAUGCAGAAAAACUCCCCUCUACUCCAGCAUGCCAACUACACACUCCUGGCUGGAGCCCUUCCCCAGGAAAAGAAACUGCUGACAGUGGGCAUUUCCUCAGUACAACGCCCCCAAGGGAGCUACCUCCUGGACACCCUGCAGUCCCUGUUCCAAGUUUCCUCAGAAGCUGAGCUGAAGUCUAUAGUGGUGCUGGUGCACCUGUCAGACCCUGACCCUGAGUGGCUCAGCCAAACAGUGGCCAAUAUUUCAGGCCUCUUUGCACUACACAUUAAGGCCAAGAACCUGUUUGUGGUCCACGGGCUUCUGGAUGACUCCUCAUUGAGGAACAUAAACCAAUCCUCACCCUGUGAAGAACUUUAUUUCAGGCAGAAAGUGGAUUAUGCCCUCCUCAUGAACUUUGCAAGCAACCUCUCUGAUUACUUCCUGUUGAUGGAUGAUAAUAUUUUUUGCACCCCUAAUUUUGUUUCUUCCAUCUCUCGGGCAUUAUCAGCCUGGAAAGAAUACCCUUGGGUGGUCCUGGAAUUCUCCAGCCUGACAUUCUCUGGGAAAGUGUUCCACUCCAGUGACCUCUCCCACCUGGCCUCUUUCUUCCUCCUCUUCCUCAAGGACACUCCCACUCACUUGCUUCUGACAAAUUUUGGUUUCCUCUUGGGCCAGACAGCUCCAAUUAGCCUUACUCCCAAACUCUUCCAUUCUUGGGACAAUGGUUUUAUUUCUGAGGAUUCUUGUUACAAAGAGAAAGAAGAGAAAAAGAAGCUUGGUAAGCCCAACAAUCCUCCUGCCCGUAUCUACACUGACAUGUUCUUCCGAGACUUUUUUCUCCCAGAAUAUGCCUACUCUCUGGACCUCAAGUACUUCAAGACUCAACAUGUCUUCACAGGCCAGACCUUUACUGUGGUUUUUAAACAGUCUUACAAGGUGAUCCAGAUAGAAGUCGUUACAGGGAUUGGUAUAUGGGGGAUAUGUCGCUUGGAACAUGGGCAGGUAGAAUUGGGUUACCUUCCUAUAGGGAAAGGACAUAUCUGUAACCGCUAUGUCCUGCUAGGACCAUUGGUGAAAGGCCAGCUCAAUCAGGAGGUAUAUCAAGACAAAGACUUUGUGGAGGAAGUAAGAUGUGUGCGACUGCUAGUGACAGCCCCCCAGCAAUCUAAUUUAUGUAUUAUAGGGAUUCAUAUCUGGAUUCAUGUCUGACAAAGUAGAAAUAAAAUGGCCAGUGUGGGCUCUGAAAGGAUCAGGUUUGGGAAUGAAUCUAUGUCAAGGAAUUAAAGGUUUUAAAUUCA